GGGGCUGCGCAAAGAAAUACCACUAGGUAGGUACCUAACCUAUGCAAUCACGGCGCAUAGGUAGUAGGCGUCCUUCGUUCCAUAGCGCUACUACGUCAGCGACAUCCCACUUACACUUACAGCUAACAAACACGGCGCGCCCCGCACCUAACGGCCUCCGAAGUCUUGAUUAUGAAGCCAGAGUACCGGCGGUUUUAGUUCUAUGUCUCCGAGAAGUAUAAUAUACCUAUCAUAUAAUACGAUAACCCCCCUUGGGCCUUUGGAUAUCGGGCUCGUUCUAGGUUCCCAUAACUUGCCGAUUUGUUUGUGCUUCUUCAAACACCAACGCGAAAUAUCGAAAGAAUGGCAGCUCCUGUGCCGUCCCCGACGCCAACUUGGCACAACGAUACUUACGCAGCUAUCUCUCCGAAACGGCCUGAGCUUAGUGCCGCGGGGAAGACUGUCGUGAUUACCGGCGCUGGGGGUGGCGUUGGCCGCGAAACCGCGCUCGCAUUUGCCGAAGCUGGGGCUUCUCGCAUCGUACUCCUGGGCCGCACCGAGGAGACCAUCAAGACGGCAGCUUCUGCGCUUCCUAACUCCGUCUCGGCUCAGACUUUCGCAGUAGAUGUUACGCAAGAAGACGCGCUCCAGCGUGUUGCGGCCGAAGUAGGAUCGUGGGAUAUCCUCAUCCAUACCGCCGGUUAUGUCUCUACUCCCGGCCCCAUCGCCUCCUCGGAUACUAACGAGUGGUGGCAAAGCUUCGAGACAAAUGCCAAAGGCACAUUCCUUAGCAUCAAGACCUUCUUGCCUACCGCGAACAAGACACAUGCCACCAUCCUAGCUCUCAACACCGGCACCGUUGCGCUCCCUAGCGCGGUCCUGCCCGGCUUGUCUGCGUACAUGGCGUCGAAGCUCGCCGAGACCAAGAUCAUCGAGUUCCUGGCCGCGGAGCAGCCGAAUGUAUUCGCGGCGACGGUGCACCCUGGUCUGAUCGAGUCGGAUAUUUUCAGGAAGAGCGGCGCGAAGGCCGAGGCUGUGCCUUUGGAUAAACCCCAACUCCCGGCCCAUUUUCUAGUAUGGCUAUCUAGCCCCGAAGCCAGCUUCCUGAAGGGCCGCGCCGUGUGGGCUAAUUGGGAUGUGGACGAGCUGAAGGGACAAGCUAAGGCUAUAGAGUCGGGGAUACAGUUUACGACUGGUAUUAAUGGCUGGCCGUUCUCGGCUGCGUAAUUGGGUAGGUUGGUUAUAUAUUACUAGUCGUAUCUACUCGACUGAGGGUUGUUUGAUUCGGGAAUUGACAACAACAUAUUUACUUUAGCAUUACGGAGACGGAAUACGAUCUCGUAGACCUGUUAAAUUAAAAAAAAAUCGAAAUUUACGUAUUAUUGUCUUGGAA
Molecule: messenger RNA, 1372 nt
Organism: Daldinia vernicosa
Lineage: Eukaryota; Fungi; Ascomycota; Sordariomycetes; Xylariales; Hypoxylaceae
Product: short chain dehydrogenase
Exons: 4
Coding region: 343-1206 (287 amino acids)
Cellular component (GO): cytosol
Molecular function (GO): oxidoreductase activity
Source: RefSeq, a predicted model, not a curated record